This is a messenger RNA of Salvia hispanica, 1346 nucleotides long. Its product is annotated as hexon. NCBI's taxonomy places the organism in Eukaryota, Viridiplantae, Streptophyta, Magnoliopsida, Lamiales, Lamiaceae. The record is from RefSeq and is a predicted model, not a curated record.
CCAUUGAAUCACAAUUCACAAAAAUAUUCUUACCGUUGAACUCAAUAGAAAUAGUGAAAGAGUAUUGAUGAGGUUUUCAAAUAAAAGGGACUUUUUUCAGAUUUGAAGCUCCCCUGUGGAUUUAGCCACUAAAUUUCAAUCCCGGCUGGAUGUUUUAAAGCCAAGAUUUUGAUUCCCAUCUCCAGAUAAUGCGUUAUAGCUGAUGAAUCUGUAAAACACUGAAAAAAGAAAGCGGAGAAACUUCAUUCGGAAAUAAAUCCCUACUGAAUCUUUACAAAAGUAAGAUCGCUAUGGUUCAGACGUUAGAAGCCAUAAGGGGAGGAGGUGGAUCUGUUAAAGUAGGUACAACUGGGAAAAUCAGUGCUCUGAUGUCUAGAGAAAUAGAAUCAGCAUCUAAGGCGCCUUCCGCAUCUACUUCUGUUGCCGUUUCAGCCAGUGACAUUGCUCCUAGAAAACUGAAAUCCAGAACAUCAACAGAUGAAGGAAGCAGCAGCGCUGCAGUUAAUACCAAAAAUGGUAAAUGCCCCGAACCAGUAAGGAAGACAAAGCAUCAUCGAACUGGAAGAACUCAUUACAUCCCAAUGCUCGCAGCUGAUAACAUGUCGUUAGACGGAACUCCUGUAAGACAAAAACCUAGCAGGAGGGCCCCUGGUUUAGUUGAAAUCGUUGACAUAAAUUGUGGAAAUCCGGAAAAAACAUGGAAAAAACCAAUAACAAACCGCCUAAAGAAGCUUGGGUUCUCUAAACUAUCCGAAAGCUUCGGCUAACUAAGCCUGCGAUUGCGACUGGGACCUCUUAACAUCCGCUUUGAGACUCCUGUAAGCAAAUCCGGAAGAAGCUGUUUUUGCCUGUUUGCUUUCCGCUACUUCCACCAUUGAACACAUGCUCGGUAUGAGCUUGUUGCUUGCUCUCUUCUUCUUCUCAGGAACACUGGUAAUAGCCGACUCUCGCUUGGAUCCUGACAACUGGUUGCCUAGCUGGUGCAGGGGCUUGUUGUGGCCUAACUGGAGACGGCUGAAGUACUCUAUCUCCCGCAUGAUGAGAGAUCCAACGGUACCUCUUGUCCCUAUCGCCACUGGAUAAGGCAACUCUUUUAUCCUAGGAGGGAAUGUCAGUGUCUGAGGCGAAGGCAUCGUCUCGGUAGGAGUGUGAGGCAUGUUAGUUAGCUAUGUGUAGGUUUGUUUUUGAGAAGGGGUUAUGACUUUUUAUGGAGAGUGAACUAGGAAGAGUGGUCACUAGAUUCAUGUGCAUCUAUUUAUGUUGUUUGCUUUUGCUCUAACUGUGGUUGAAUUUAGUAUUGGUGAUGAUUAUUACUCUUAAUUAUGUGAAACAGAUCAUGUGCUGCU